Phaedon cochleariae (mustard beetle) is the source of this 1047-nucleotide messenger RNA. The record is from the annotation of a GenBank genome assembly. NCBI's taxonomy places the organism in Eukaryota, Metazoa, Arthropoda, Insecta, Coleoptera, Chrysomelidae.
GCGCAACUGCACUUCGCCUUCAGCAAUUCCAUUCCAAAUACCAACUUGUCGAAGAAGGGAGUGGAAAGUGGUACCAGCAUACCAUCAGAACCCAGAACGGUGCACUGGUGCAGUACUCAACCACGUUUCGUGCCUCGUUCGCCAUAUCCACAAUGUAAUCGCUAUAAAAAUCCGGCCACGCCAAUAACCCAGAAAAUGGGUUCCAAAAUCGAAUACGUGGACUCCUCCCAAAUAUACGCCACAAGUUACGUGCGAAACUCGAAAGCCAUUGGCGUGCUGUGGGCGAUUUUUUCGAUAUGCUACGCCAUCAUCGUGGUGGUGUCCUUCAUCACCCCCGAGUGGAUAGGGGUUUCAGAGGGUGAGACGCCCGGAAAACUCGGCUUGUGGUCGGUGUGCUACGCGGGUGAAAAUGGCGAGCGUUGUACCGGGAAGUACCUGGAGAAUUUCAUGGAUGUGCCGAUCGCUUUCCAAGGAGCUACGAUCCUGGUGGCUGUCGCUUGUUUCACGGCGGUUUUGACGGUGUGUGCCAUGGUUUUGUUCUUUUUUUGCCAUUCCACGACUGUUUUUCACGUCUCAGCUUGGUUGCAAUUGAUUUCAGCGGCCUGUCUGAUAAUAGCCUGCUCUUGCUACCCACUCGCGUGGUCCUCCUCCACAGUGCGAGACCUGUGCGGCGCCGAGGCCGACAAUUACCUGCUGGGGGUGUGCACCAUCCGCUGGGCCUACGUCCUGGCCGCCAUUGGGUGCCUGGACGCGGUCAUCCUGGCGACCCUGGCUUUCAUCCUGGCCACGAGGCACGUCAAACUGCAGGCCGAUCCGCAGUACUCCACUGCCACCAGUUUGUUCAAAGGAGAGAUGAACAGUGGCUUCAUGGGAGACUCGGCUAGUGUAGCAGGAUCCAGGAAAUCUAUGGGUGUCCACCCAGUACUGAUGGUCCAUCCAGGUCAAGAUGACACCUAUUCUCAGUUUUCCCAAAGGACUGUUCCAAGAUCCAUCCACUCUGGUCACUACUCACAUCCACAUUCGUUGCAUAGGAAUUUUCAGUUGUAG